GAGAGCCUUCAAGAUGGUCUUCAUCACACUGUGACUGCUGCUGUAAAAAUGGCAAAGGCGAGAAAGAAGGAGAAAGUGGAACCUCCUGCAAUGAACUCUCCACCUCGAGCUGCGACAGCCAGUCAGAAGCCAGCUCCCCACAAGAGACUGUCAUCUGUGGCCCGGUCACCCGCCAGUCCAAUAUACAGACUCUGGAUAGGCCAGUCAAGAAAGGCCCGGUGCAGCUACUUCAGCAGUCCGAAAUCCGGAGGAAAAGCGACCUGCUCCGAACUCUAACUUCCGGCUCUAGGGAAUCCAACUCUAGUAAAAAAAAAUCGGCGAAAGAAAAGCUCUCGAUUGAGGAAGAGUUAGAAAAAUGCAUCCAGGAUUUCCUCAAGAUCAAAAUCCCAGACAGGUUUCCAGAAAGGAAGCACCCUUGGCAAUCUGAACUGUUACGAAAGUAUCGUCUAUAG
This is a messenger RNA of Podarcis lilfordi (Lilford's wall lizard), 452 nucleotides long. Lineage: Eukaryota; Metazoa; Chordata; Lepidosauria; Squamata; Lacertidae. The record is from the annotation of a GenBank genome assembly.